CUGUCUGAAGUUGAGCUCUCAGAGCAAACCGAAAGGAGAAGAGCCGAGGGCCCCCGAGAGAACUACACUGCAGCCUGCUGUUUUCUUUUCAACACUUUUCUCAGCUAUUCUGCCACAAGCUCUGGUGCGCUGUCCGCAUGGACAAGAGAAGCUGCUAAGAAAGGAUCAAAUAUGCAAAGCUAACAGAAAACAGAAAUAGCACUUUUGGUUGAAAAACACUGGCUUUGCGCCCCUUUCAAGUGUUUUACUUUUACUUCGUGAUGGGAAGAGUAGAAUCAUCGGAACCAUUGAGACAUAGGUUGGAUUUCACUAGUUGAAGAUGAAAUGAAGAUAAUAGAAGACGACAUGAGAGCAUAUUGUGUAUUUUAUGAAUAUUCAUCAAAACAGACCUUCCACAAAUAGACAUGAACAGGAAUUAGAAAUACUAUAUAUAUUUUUUCCAGAGAGAGAGGCUAAUGGAGAAAUGUUAUUGUUUUUCUCCCCCACUUUCACUCUCUCAAGCCUAUGAAGAAGAAAAAUUUUUAUACAAACGAGAGAACAGGAAGGCUAGGGACUCAAAUUUAACAUCUGAGUCUAUUGUAGAAAGUACUGAGCAUUUCUACUUCAGCAAAAACAAAACAUUGUUCUGAAUAAAUGUUAUGAUUUCAUCAUCAGUGCAAUUUUUUCCUACUCUAGGAAUGGCAUUUUAUCAGAAUGUGAGGGGGAAAGAUUUUUGUGUGAAUUCAGUUAUUUUAAAUUCAAGUUUUGGGAUCUUUUUCCAGUGCUUUUCAGCAAAAAAGAUACUAUGUUUUUUAGUCCCUUGACUUAUGUAAUCAGACUGUGUUUCACAUGGGAAAUGUAGAGACUUUACCUUCCCUUUAGUUUAAUGUGUUAUGCUUUACUGAUGUAGCUGUGCAAAGUACAGACAAGGCACCUGUGUUUCAACUUUUCAGAAAUCCUUUGUUUUGUUUUCAGUACUGUACUUCAGAUAAGCUGAGCAGUGAGUCUAUUUUAUUCUUUUGUUUUUAAGCAAAAAUGCCUUAAGUGUACACUGUUAUAUUAUCUGGAUCAACAUUUGACAUCUGAACACUGUGUUUUGUAAAGAUGUAUGCUUGAAGGGAAGGAACUGCCUAAUGGAUCAUGGCUCUUAUGUUUACAGUACAUAUUUUAUUCCUAGCGUUAGCGAUGUUUGCUCUCUCCACUUUUGAAGAAUCUGUAAGCAAUUACUCUGACUGGGUGACUUUCACAGAAAAUGUGGAUCAAUAUGAGAAACAGAAACUGCAAGAUUUCAGUGCCAACCAGAAGCUGAAAAAAGCGGUUCUUCAUCCAAGCUUAUAUUUUGAUGCUGAUGAUAUCCAAACACUGAGGCAAAAGUCUCGUACAAGCCAUUUACAUCUGUUCAGAGCUAUCAGAGGUGCAGUGACAGUUAUGCUGUCCAACCCAUCAUACUACCUACCUCCACCCAAGCAUGCUGAUUUUGCUGCAAAGUGGAAUGAGAUUUAUGGUAACAAUCUGCCUCCCUUAGCUUUUUAUUGUUUGCUAUGCCCGGAAGAUAAAGCUGCCUUUGAUUUUGUUCUAGAAUACAUGGACAGAAUGGCUGGCUACAAAGACUGGCUGGUUGAGAAUGCUCAUGGAGAUGAAGUGCCACUUGGCCACUCCUUAACAGGUUUUGCCACUGCUUUUGACUUCUUAUAUAGCUCACUGGAUAACAUCAGAAGACAAAAAUAUCUAAAGAAAAUAUGGGUUGUGAGUGAGGAAAUGUACGAAUAUUCAAAAGUCCGCUCAUGGGGAAAGCAACUUCUCCAUAACCACCAAGCCACUAAUAUGCUAGCACUGCUCACAGGCGCCCUGGUUACUGGGGUGGACAAAAAAUCUCAGACAAAUAUUUGGAAACAUGCUGUAGUUGAUGUGAUGGAAAAAACCAUGUUUCUGCUCAAUCACAUCAUAGAUGGUUCUUUGGACGAAGGAGUAGCUUACGGCAGUUACACAGCUAAGUCAGUAACCCAAUAUGUUUUCCUGGCCCAGCGCCAUUUUGGUAUUAAUAACCUAGAAAACAAUUGGCUAAAAAUGCACUUUUGGUUUUAUUAUGCUACACUGUUACCAGGCUAUCAGAGGACUGUGGGCAUAGCAGAUUCUAAUUAUAACUGGUUUUAUGGCCCUGAAAGCCAGCUGGUUUUCCUGGAUACGUUUGUAAUGAAGAAUGGAGCUGGCAAUUGGCUGGCACAACAGAUUAGAAAGCACAGGCCCAAGGAUGGCCCGAUGGUGCCAUCCACCGCACAAAGGUGGAGCACACUUCACACUGAAUACAUCUGGUAUGCUGCAGAACUAACUCCUCAACCUCCCCCUGACUAUGGCACUGCUAAGAUGCAUGUGUUUCCUAACUGGGGGGUUGUUACUUAUGGGGCUGGGUUGCCAAAUACUCAGACCAAUACCUUUGUGUCUUUUAAAUCUGGAAAGCUAGGUGGCCGUGCAGUCUAUGACAUAGUUCACUUUCAGCCAUAUUCCUGGAUUGAUGGAUGGAGGAGUUUCAAUCCAGGGCAUGAACAUCCAGAUCAGAACUCAUUUACUUUUGCCCCCAAUGGACAGGUGUUUGUAUCCGAGGCCCUAUAUGGACCCAAGUUCAGCCACUUGAAUAAUGUACUGGUGUUUGCUCCAUCUCCUACAAGUCAGUGUAAUCAACCUUGGGAGGGACAACUUGGGGAGUGUGCACAGUGGCUUAAGUGGAUUGGUGAUGAGGUUGGAGACUCAGCUGGGGAGAUUAUAACAGCCUCUCAGUAUGGGGAGAUGAUGUUUGUGAGUGGUGAGGCAGCAUCUGCCUACUCUUCUGCAAUGAAACUGAAAAGCGUGUAUCGUACUUUGCUACUCCUAAAUGCUCAGACAUUGCUAGUAGUAGACCAUAUUGAGAAGGAGAAAGACUCUCCCCUCAGCUCUGUCAGUGCCUUCUUUCAUAAUCUUGACAUUGAUUUUAAAUAUAUACCCUAUAAGUUUAUGAACAAAUAUAGUGGAGCCAUGAUGGAUGUGUGGGAUGCUCACUAUAAGAUGUUUUGGUUUGAUCAUCAUGGGAGUAGUCCUGUUGCCAGGAUACAAGAGGCAGAGCAAGCAGCAGAGUUCAAAAAGCGGUGGACUCAGUUCAUAAAUGUUACCUUUCCUAUGAAAACCACUGUUACAAGAAUCGCAUAUGUGUUCUAUGGACCGUAUGUUAAUGUUUCUAACUGCAGGUUCAUAGAUGAUUCCAAAUAUGGAUUUCAAAUUUUUCUAAAUGUCAACAACACUGAAAAUAUUGUCUCCAUUGUGACUGAAUAUGACAGUAUGAGGACAAGGUUCAAUUAUUUGGGAUUUGGUGGCUUUGCCAAGGUAGCUGAUCAAAACAAAGUUAUCAAAUUUGGUCUAGGCACUGAAGCUGUACAAGAACAGAUAACAAAUAAUAGAACAGUUUUCCCAUUUGGAUUCAAAGUGAAUAUAAUAGCAGGAUUAGUUUUGGGCAUUAGUUUGGUUAUACUGGCUUUUCAGUGGCGGUUUUACAUUUCCUUCAGCAAAUUGUUGCGCUGGAUACUAAUUCUGGUUAUCACACUGUGGUUUAUUGAACUGUUGGAUGUAUGGAGCACUUGCACUCAGCCUAUCUGUGCAAAAUGGAGCAGUGACAUCAUAAAUGUAGACCCUGAUACAGGCAAUACAGCCAAACAGUUAGAAGGAAACCCUGUUGUUUUGCCAGAUGUGGUAAUUACCUCACUUCCCAGUUCUGGAGCAGACAUUUUAAAGCAACUUUUUUUUAACAGCAGUGAUUUCAUAUACAUCAGGAUCCCUACAACUUACCUUGAUAUUCCUGAAACUGAAUUUGAAAUUGACUCAUUUGUAGAUGCAUGUGAAUGGAAGGCUUCUGAUAUCCAAAGUGGCCGUUUCCGUCUACUCCGAGGCUGGCUCCAAUCCCUAGUCCAAGACACAAAACUGCAUUUACAAAAUAUUCAUUUACAUGAAGCCAGCAGAAGUAAAUUAGCUCAGCAUUCUACCAUAAGUAAGGACAAAAAGAAAAGAUCCAGAAAGAGAGAGUCUUUGUCAGAACAAAGAAGCAGAACAAGAGGAAAAUUAGACAAAGAUGCUGAAUACGUUAGGGAACUGAGGAGACACCUUGCCUAUUAUCCAAAUGCACGUCCUGUGCUUAGUUUAAAUAGUGGGAGCUGGACAUUAAAGCUUCCUUUCUUUCAAGAAAUCAUAGGUCCCUCAAUGAGGGCAUUGUAUGUAGUAAGGGAUCCUCGGGCAUGGAUCUACUCAAUGUUGUAUAAAAGUAAGCCAAGCCUUUACUCCUUGAAAAAUGUUCCACAGCACUUAGCUAUGCUGUUUAAAAUGGAAGGCGGGAAAGAAAAGUGUGGUUUAAAUUCAGGCUAUGCCUUUGAAUAUGAAUCACUGAGGGAAGAACUCUUGGAUUCUAGGUCAAAUGCAGUUUCCGUGCUGUCCCAUUUGUGGCUAGCAAACACAGCAGCAGCGCUGCGAGUAAAUGGGGAUCUGCUGCAGACAAAUUAUCAGCUGGUCAAGUUUGAAGAUAUUGUGAGCUCUCCUCAGAAGACAGCUGAAGCAAUUUAUGCUUUCCUUGGUAUUCCUCUGUCUCCUGCUAGCUUAAACCAAAUAUUGUUUGCCACCUCCACCAAUCUUUUCUACCUUCCUUAUGAAGGUGAAAUAUCACCAACUAGUAUUCAUGCCUGGGAACAAAAUAUGCCUAUUGAGGAAAUUAGACUGAUUGAGGACAUCUGCUGUACCUUGAUGGACCACUUAGGAUACCCAAAGUUUACAGUUUAAAUGCUGCAGGUCAGCAGUAGUUUGCACUAAUGAUCCCCAACUCCUCAGUAUGUGAAUAAGAAUUAGAGAGUUUGUUUAUUCUUGUAAAAUGUGUGUACAGUCUGUUACAUGCAGAAAGAUUUAUUUAAAAAAUAGAUAUUUGUUCUAGCAGGAUUUUUAAAAACAAACACUUAUAACUACUUUUGCUGCCUUUCAAAUAAAGCUGUGUUAAUCUUUACAAAUCUACCAGCUGAGGAAUGGAUAGGUCAAGGGAUUGGUAAUAAAUUAUGGAGCCUUGCACUUCCAGGUGAACAAUUUGACUCCAUCCCAAGUGGGUAGUUGCCCAAAGUAGUUACCGUUUGAUGGCUAUUUGGUGGCCUAUAUGAAAUGAGUUGCUGGUCUCAGCCCAGUUCAUAAUGGCAGCGCCUUGGGAUCAGAUUUGCAGUAUAUUCCGGCCACUUGCUACUCCAAUGGGGCAAAGUAGCCAUAAACUCAGUAAAACUGGGGUUUAAAUCUGUUGUUCAUCACUUGAGUUGGUGUACUGGUAAAUCUGGCUCCUUAUUAGCGGUCUCAGCAGACAGGCCAAGGACUGACUAGGCAUAGAAACUGAAUGACAUGUGAUGUGGUUCCAGGUCAGAACGGAAGAACUUUGGUAGGGUUUUAUGAGGACGAGUUCUUCCUGUAACUAUUCUGUAGAUAAAGAGAAGACUUCAGUCUCCAGUUCCAUCAAUCUGGCACCUUCUGUGAGCACUAAAUGAACUUUGGGGAUGGGCAGGAGAGGGAAACCAUCACAAAAAAUCCAUAAAACCCCAUAAAUCUAUCAGUUAAAUAUUAGCUGGGAGGUUUCUGAAGGAUCCUGUGAAACUCUGAUACUGCUUCAUCAUACUAAACUGCCCCUGGAUUUUCAAAGCUGCUAAUGUCCUCGCUACUGAUGCUGCUGCUCUGUGCAGCUCCUCUUGGCUAAGAGAAGCUGAAGGAACUCCCUCUUUUCUCAGUAAGACUCCUCCAUCCUUCUUUGUUUGUUGUAACACACUAUGAAGUCUCUCUUCUUUUUAGCUGACCAUUGUGCAUAACUCUCACUAAUUCCAGUGGCAAAGGUGUAGGAGUUCCUGUCAAUGCAAACAUUUGAUGUCAUCAUCAUCAGUGGUAAUAUAUUAAUAUCAGGUAGGAAUGUAGUGAUUAGAAGAGCCCAGAUAAAUCUCCAGACCUGUGUUUCAUCAGUAUACAUACAUCAGUUACAUCUGUAUACUAGAUUUGCCAUCAACAUCUUAUGGCUGGUCAAGGUUGCUCUUUGCGUUGUCACUUCAAAGAGGUUUCUCUCACCUACUGCAGGCUUGGAUGACAAUUAAUCUUAGUAAUUUCUUUCCAGCAUCUGAUUAUUUUAAAAUAUGAUCCUUGUUUCUUUAAAUCUGCACUGAAAUGUCACAUCAAUUUGGAAAUAAACACCCUUUGUGGGGUGAAUAUUUGCUUUUGGUAAUAUCUUUGUCAUGCUGCUCUUGUGUUUUUCCUUGAGCCAUAUUUUUUUUUCUUUUCAUAAUGUUCUUUUUUUUAAAGAAAAAGACAAUGUUGAAAGUCUCCUAAUUUAUCUUACUCUGCGUUCUUUUAAAAUGCAUACAUACUGUAAACGUCUUCAGUUGUGUAAAUCAAACCAUAGAUGAUGUCAGAGACAUCUGCUUCCUUUACCGUCUGUUUUUUUUUCCAUUACUAAUGAAGUUGUCACGAAAUGUGCUUAGUUUUGUUUGUAGGAGCUGGAAUCAGAGUUUUGUGCUAUUAUAUUGAAAUAUAACAGUAGAGUAAUUACCAUAUAUUUGGGUGACAAGCAUUAGGCAAUGUCAAGAUGUAAUGAGUUUCUCUCUACAGAUUGCAAUCCUCUUGCUGAUGUUGAAUAUUAACAUCUUGCUGAUGUACUCCCCUUUUUUCCUGCUGUUCCCCCCGCCUCUCCCCCCCCCCCAUGCACACAUACAGAUUUUCUACACCUUCUGCAUCAUUUUGUGAUCUCUUCUUCUGACCUAGAUAAAAGUGACUCUUUCUCAGCCAUUCAUUAUUAUGUCAAAAUGUGCCUCUGGUGUGAUAAAGCUGUUGAUAUGUUGCAGUCUCACUAACCAUAACUUGGCUGUCACUUUCCUUUGAUUAUAAUAGGGACUCAGAGCUGCUUUUUCCCUUCUUCUUUCCUGGGUCUUACCUCUGGCUAGGUAGAAUGUCAUGUUAAAAGAAAUAUUAAAGUUUUUUUAAUGUA
This is a messenger RNA of Chrysemys picta bellii (western painted turtle), 6985 nucleotides long. RefSeq names its product dermatan sulfate epimerase like (gene DSEL). The record is from RefSeq and is a predicted model, not a curated record. Lineage: Eukaryota; Metazoa; Chordata; Testudines; Emydidae. Gene Ontology annotation, molecular function: chondroitin-glucuronate 5-epimerase activity; sulfotransferase activity.